Messenger RNA from Diversispora eburnea, 921 nucleotides. The record is from the annotation of a GenBank genome assembly. Lineage: Eukaryota; Fungi; Glomeromycota; Glomeromycetes; Diversisporales; Diversisporaceae.
AUGUUUGGAAAUAAUGGAAAUAAUGUAGGUUUUGCCAUUGCUCAAAGACUUUUAUAUCAUUCAUCUCAGAAUCCUUUAGAUAAAUAUCGAAUUAUAUUGGGAUGUCGUAAUGAAGUUAAAGCAACCAAAGCUCGAAAAGAAUUAUUAAAAGAAUAUCCGAAUGGUUUGAUUGAUAUUGUUAUGGUAGAUGUUAAUUUAUUAUUCUGUAAUGCGGGAAUAUUAUCAUGUGUAUAUGUGGAUUGGUGGGUUAUCCCUUAUCAAUUGAUAAGUAAUCCAAAAGAAUUAUUUACAGAUACUAAAUUAAUAGUUCAACCAGUGGGAAAUUUAACAGAAGAAGGUUUAGGAGAAACAUUUGCUUGUAAUAUUUUUGGUCAUUAUGUCAUGGUUAGUUUAUUCUAUUUUAAUUGGUUAAUAGAUAAUUCUAAUAUGUUAGCAGCAGCAGCAGGACAUGCUCGUAUCGUAUGGACCAGUUCUUGUACAGCUAAAAGAGAUGAUUAUAAUCCUAUUGAUUAUCAAUGUAUUAAAGGAUCAAGUCCAUAUGAAUCAUCAAAAUAUAUUUCAGAUAUAAUUUCCAUUGCUCUCAAUUCACGUUUAAAUCAACGUGGCAUAUUUAGUUUUACUACUCAUCCCGGAGUUGUUGCUAGUAAUAUUGUACGUGAUCACCUUGGAAUUGUGAUGGGAAAAGCAAUGGAAAUUGGACUUCAUUUGGCAAGAAUUUUAGGAUUAAAAGAAGAAACAAUUACUGCUUGGAAUGGAUCAUAUUCAAAUUAUAUUGUAGCAACCCAACCAAUUGAAAAUCUUAAUAAAUAUCAUAAAUAUGGUAGUUAUGUUAAACCUUGGGGUUCUGUUUAUUACCUUGAUGAAUUAAUUGAUCGUUAUAAUGAAAAUGAAGCUUUGAAACGUGUUCUGUACCGACAAUAA